AUGAUCGCAAGGAUUAAAGGAAUCCAAAGAAACUUUGCGCUCCACCACAGAUCAGACCUUAUUAAGUUAGACAGAAAACUUCGUAAGGAAUUAGAAAUCAUCUUGCACCAGGAGGAACUAAUCUGGUUCCAAAGAUCAAGGGAGGAGUGGAUUACUUCUGGGGAUUGCAAUACCAGUUUCUAUCACACUUCCACCACAAUAAGGAAAAACACUGCCAAAAUUCAAUCCCUCCGAACUAAAGAUGGCCUUUGGAUCACAGACGAACGUCUAUUUGUCGAUCAUAUUAGGAAUUUCUUUAUGAGCCUUUAUGAAGACGGUCACCAACCUGCUGCGAGUGACAUCUUGAACGAACAAUUCCUGUCAUUGACUGAACAAGAAUGGCUACAAGUAAGCCAACCCUUCAAACUAGAAGAAAUAAAACUUGCAGUCUUCGAGAUGAACCCUUGCAAAGCUCUUGGUUAUGAUGGCUACACAGCAGGAUUUUAUUAG
Molecule: messenger RNA, 489 nt
Organism: Ipomoea triloba (trilobed morning glory)
Lineage: Eukaryota; Viridiplantae; Streptophyta; Magnoliopsida; Solanales; Convolvulaceae
Exons: 1
Coding region: 1-489 (162 amino acids)
Source: RefSeq, a predicted model, not a curated record